GGUUAAUACGCCUGCUGUCAGUCUACGUACACGGAAGUAAACAAACCCUUUCUUGCGAGGCAGGCAACUUGUCAGGAUGGCUACGACUAAUGCUAAACAGACUAUAUUGAAUCCGGCAAUCCCUUUCGCUGGGACUAUUCUCGGAGGUCUGCUUCCGGGGGAGAUGCUGCUAAUACAAGGCAGGGUCCCCAGUAACUCCGAGAGGUUCCAGGUGGACCUCCAGUGUGGGAGCAGUGUGAAGCCCAGGGCGGACGUAGCCUUCCACUUCAACCCCCGGUUCAAGAAGAGGGCUCUGGGCGUCGUGUGCAACAGCCUGCAGAAAGAGCGCUGGGGCAAGGAGGAGGUCCACCAGCAGAUGCCCUUCAGCCCCGGAGAGGUGUUUGAGAUCAUCAUCCUGGUGCAAAAGGAAGUGUUUAAGGUGGCAGUGAACGGGAAUCAUCUGCUGGAGUACACUCAGAGGCUGGACCUCGACGGGGUUGACACUCUGGGCAUUUCAGGCUCAGUCAGCAUUCAAGCCAUUGCCUUCUUCCCUGUUGAAACUGCAGCUGCGAAGCCCUCUCUAGUCCACAGAGACUCCAUCCCACACGCGAUGCUGAAAUCCCCAGACGAUCUGAGUCUUCCUUUCCGUGGACAGAUGGAGAAGGGUUUGAGUCCCGGGCAAACCAUUACAAUUAAAGGAAAAACCAGUCCCUACCCGCACAGCUUCAGUGUGAACCUGCGGGUCUCCAACGGCAGCGACAUCGCCUUCCACCUCAACCCCCGGCUGAAGGCGGGCGCGCUGGUCAGGAACUCCUUCCUGUCGGACUGCUGGGGCGAAGAGGAGCUGGAGCUGGACUCGGCCUUCCCCUUCGUCGCCGAUCAGUACUUUGAGAUGAUCAUCCUGUGUGAGGCCCACCAGUUCAAAGUGGCGGUGAACGGGGUCCAUCAGCUGGUGUACCGCCACCGCGUCCAGGACCUGACCCGCAUCACCGACCUCGAGAUCCAGGGGGACGUGCAUCUGCUGGAUGUCAAGCUGUGGUAACCUCGGACACCCAUCCCCAACCCCCCCCCCCCCCCCCCCCCCCCCCCCACCACCAGCCCCUCCCCGCCCCACUCCCUCUAGAAUGACGACGUGCCGGCACCAUAUGAUAGGUACAGCGGGUGUGUCCACUACAUUAGGGGACGGACGGCAGGCUAACCACUUUAGAGUGUAAAAAGGCUUUGUGUUCAAGGCCUGUGUCUGGCUCCAGAGACUAGGUGUGUGGUUGGAAAAGCAAACAAAAAAGAAAUUCUCUUUUAUAUUGUGCUCUGCAUUGCUACAAUGCUUUAGUUGGCUGACAUUCCACUGGGAAAAACAAGCGAUUUAUCUUUCUAAAAUACAGGAGAAUAUAUGAGAACAAAUGCUGAUAAUAAUUCAAUUUCUGGCAUGUUUACUGAGUAUUAGCUGCUGACGAAGGCAUUUCGAUCAAUACUUUGAGCAGUCGGGCAAACAUUUAAAAUGCUUUCUAACACUGUUAAAAGUGUUUAAAAUGCCCAAAGAAGAGCUUUCUUCAGCCUCUUCAGUGAUGCACUACAGAAACAUAACAAUAAUGUAGAACUUGCACUGAUAUACAUUUCCAUAUACGUGUGUGUGUGUGUGUGUGUGUGUGUGUGUGUGUGUGUGUGUGUGUGUGUGUGUGUGUGUGUGUGUGUGUGUGUGUGUGUGUGUGUGUGUGUGUGUGUGUGUGUGUGUGUGUGUGUGUGUGAAACUAAGCGCUUGUGCUGCUUAACACUAACGCUAAUUACUACAGGAAGUUAAUUUUAAUGUAAUUUGCACAGUCUUUCCAUAUCUUGUGAAACCAGGUGUAACUAGUUAUUACAUGACCAAGCAACUCAGGACGAAGGGAUACAAAUACGUUUUCUAAGAAUAAGGUGUGUGUGUGUGUGUGUGUGUGUGUGUGUGUGUGUGUGUGUGUGUGUGUGUGUGUGUGUGUGUGUGUGUGUGUGUGUGUGUGUGUGUGUGUGUGUGUGUGUGUGUGUGUGUGUGUUUAAAUAAACCUGGGUGAGUUGUAGUGGACCAGAGGUUUAAUAUGAUGACCCAAAAUAUUAAUCAAAAGGACAGUGAAUGGGCUGUUGUUGGUAUUCCAAAGAAACAAAAUAAUAUACGAUAUACUCUGGAUUAAUCACUGGAAAAAUAUAAAAAUCUUUAAUAGAUAAAUUUGAUUAUCUAUUAAAAUAUCUCUCCGAUAAUAUAUAUUUUUUUACCCCAACUGUUUUGUGUAUAAGGCAUAUCUAUUUUGAGAAAAUGUUGAGAUUUGUUAAAAUGGUAGAUUAACCAAAAUUGUCACCAAACCACCUGAAUACUCUGAAGUAACUCCCAAUACAAUAAACAAGCCAUUCAGCAGGGUACCUGUUUGUAAAGCUUUAUAGGAAUACACAAAUAUGUUUUCUUUGUAAUCCAUAGUGUAUGGCUCAAACCCAGUUACUAACGAGCAUGACUGUUAAUCCUGUGUGUAACUGCAUUAUUCAUGUAUAAUUACAUUAACCAUGUGUGAAGUAUCCAUAUAUCCUGUGUGUAAUUAUGUUCAGUCCGGUGUGCCGGGUUCUUUCAAACCAUAUUCAAUAAAAAACAAUGUGAAUCCAUGUUCAGUGAAAACAAAAGCUUACAUUUACGAUUGAAGUGCAAUAAAAUAUGCAAGUCUAAUGUGCAA
Messenger RNA from Gadus macrocephalus (Pacific cod), 2669 nucleotides. It is a transcript of the gene lgals8a, whose product is annotated as galectin 8a. Gene Ontology annotation, molecular function: carbohydrate binding. Lineage: Eukaryota; Metazoa; Chordata; Actinopteri; Gadiformes; Gadidae. The transcript has 10 exons. The record is from RefSeq and is a predicted model, not a curated record. Bases 77 to 1021 code for a protein of 314 amino acids.